AUGGCAUCUUGGUGCCCCCCACCCCUCCGUGACAGCCCCUGGGCCAGGAACCGGCGGGGAAGCUGGUUGGCAUGGAUUCCUGUGGACCAGUGGCACUGGGGAGGCCAGGGAAGGGACUUAGUACAGGGUGAUCCAGAAAGACUAGGGAAGCGGAGGCCCACCCGCCACCUGAAGGCCAUCCCCGCAUGUUGUGAAGAGGCUGCCUCGGGGAAUAUUCAGCUGAAAUAUUUCCUAGGAGGAGUGGCUAUUGGGGGAGGGGGAGAACGGAAACAGGAAGCUGAACACGUCAGAGAUGCAUCUGAGGAUCACAAUCAGUUCUACGCUGCCAAAGAUUUUAAAACACACACACACACACACAAAAUAAGAGGGCCCAAGAGGAAGACAUUCCUUCUGCAAUGA
Rangifer tarandus platyrhynchus (Svalbard reindeer) is the source of this 399-nucleotide messenger RNA. NCBI's taxonomy places the organism in Eukaryota, Metazoa, Chordata, Mammalia, Artiodactyla, Cervidae. The record is from the annotation of a GenBank genome assembly.